AAGAGAAGAUGGUUAGGGUUUCAGCCAACCCUCUGCUCUCUGAACCUCCUCCUGUGGCUGCUGGAAGGAAAAGAGGGGGAGGGAGACAAAGUCUUCCAGCUGCCACAGAGGAAACGGAAGGGACGAAACAGAAAACUAAUUUCAAAACUUCAAGUCUAUGCUCAAGCAUCGCUGUCUGAGAUCUUCUUCUUCUUCCUCUGAACCUUUUAUGGACCUUUUCUGAAAAUUCCACCUUUGUUUCUACAUUUGUUUCUAAUCUCCAGUUGUUUCUGUGGUUGUGGGGGGGAAAAGCCGCCACCCUAAAGAGAAGAAAGACAGCUAAUCCACUGCAAGGAGAUGUCCCCCCAGCCACAGGUGACAAGGAAUUUCCAGGAGUUCCUCAAGAGCUUUUUUGGGAUUAUACGAAUCCUUCAGAUUCUCCUGGGAGCUGGUCUUUGGGUCACUGUUGCCACCAGCAAGUAUGAGGGCUCCGUUCACUUUGUUCUCUUUGUGGCCGUGUUCUUCUGGCUUCUCACACUCGCCCUCUUCUUUCUCACUCUGCUGAACAAGCAGGACCUGGUACCCAUCCUAGGAGGAGAACGGUGGUUGUUAACCAAUGUGAUACAUGACUUUGCUGCUACAUUGCUUUAUUUGUCUGCAAUCGGCAUCAUGAUCUACAAAACAUCAAAGAACUCCUACUGCAAUUUGCCACAAUACAAGCACACAUGUCUGUACAUCGUCUACCUCACUGGCUCUGUGUUCGCCUGCCUGACUGCCAGCGCCUACCUUCUCUCAGCCAUAUACGGCUCCUGCAGAAAGUGCCGGGGUGAGCAGACCGUGGUGUAAAAACCCAAGACAGGACACAUGAGGGAUGGGGGAGGGCCACUUCUCCUUCUUGCUGAGAGCCCUGAGAGGGAAAACAACAGCCCUUUUCUAGGUUGCAUACAGCUGACUUUUGGAAAAAUAUAUUUUCUUUUCUUUUAAAGCAGAGGGUUUGACCCCCUUGUCUCAGGCUUCCAGGUUGGUCGAUUCCGUAUAAAAUAAUUUAAACUCAGUUAUACCUUCAGCAGCCACCAAAAAAUGUAUUUUAUUUUAUAUUUGUAUGUUUCUAGCUAGUUAUGUAACAGUUACGUAACAGAGGUUUAUAUUUUCUUUUACAUUUUCUGUUGCAAUGACAAACCAACAAGCAAUCUGAUAUGUCAAGUCUGUAGCAUUUAAAAAAAAAACAUCAUUUUAAUUACAGCUGUCUUUUUGCAACUGAUCAUGGAGAAGAUACAUGUGUUGGUGUGAUACAUACUGUAUGUGUUCAGAGUCUAGCAGAAUGAAUAACAUCAUGUCAAGAAUGUCACUAACAAUAUCCUUUGCUUAACACGCACACAGCAACAAUGCUAUAUAAAAACAUCCUUCUGUAAGUAUUUAUAUUUCACUCAAAACAACUGUCAGUCUGAACAAAUAAUGAAUAAAAAGUAAAUGAUCACCUGAAAA
Neoarius graeffei (lesser salmon catfish) is the source of this 1464-nucleotide messenger RNA. RefSeq names its product MARVEL domain containing 1 (gene marveld1). The record is from RefSeq and is a predicted model, not a curated record. Lineage: Eukaryota; Metazoa; Chordata; Actinopteri; Siluriformes; Ariidae. The transcript has a single exon. Gene Ontology annotation, molecular function: structural constituent of myelin sheath. Gene Ontology annotation, cellular component: membrane. Bases 337 to 825 code for a protein of 162 amino acids. Gene Ontology annotation, biological process: myelination.